Molecule: messenger RNA, 514 nt
Organism: Prorocentrum cordatum
Lineage: Eukaryota; Dinophyceae; Prorocentrales; Prorocentraceae
Source: the annotation of a GenBank genome assembly
GAGCUCGCCGUGGUGUUUGGAGAGCUGCAGCUGGAACGGACCCCGACGCCUGGCGCCGACGGCCCCGUCGCUGCCGACACCAACCUGCGCGCGCUGAGGUUCGUCGCCGACGUCGAGGCGUUGCUCGAGAUUGCCGAGGCGAGCGAGCUGCGCGAGGACCUGCGGACGCUUGGCGGCUUGCUCAACGUCGUCGCGCUGUUCACCAGCGAGGACCUGCGCGAGAGCUACCUGAUGCUGGACCCUUGGUUGCUGCGGGCGCAGGCGCGCACGGUGGCGAUCCCCAACAAGGAUGCGCGGGCCGCGAUCUACGCCACGAUCGAGCCGAUGCCCGUGGAGGAGCUCACGUUUCUAGUUCGCGGAUGCCGCGUGUCGCAGUGCUGGCAGGAGAACCAGGCGAAUAUCACGAUCGUUAUCAGCGAUCCCUGUGGUGCGCCGAGCAGCUCGGCGCGGAUAUCAAGUCUGGCCCAGCUCCGCGCGGACACCAGGAGCGCCUUCUCCAGCUGGCGCUGGAUCA